GUGAGCCUAAUAAGCUCUCUCAUGUUCUGCCACGCCGUAGCUGGGAGCUUACCUGCCGGUCCGUGCGCCCCACCACUCGGCUCUUAUCUUAUCGGCCGCCACCCACUUGACGUUGACGUUGGCGCGGGAGGCGCAACUCCAGCCACGACCAUCACGAUCGCGACACUCGCCGAGCUCAGCCGUGAGUUCUCCUUCUCCCCCAAAUCGCCCUCCCGGCCCAGAAUGACUUGAUCCAUCAUGGCUGAGUACGGGCGCAUGGACCCGUUCUCCUUCGCGGGCUCUAAGGAUGUCCAUCAUCCGGUGAGCAUUCGCAUAAUGAAUCUGGAGGGCGAGGAACCCCCAUUCAAGCAUUCCACCCUUCUUGAGAACCCCGACUUGCGACACAUCGGAUCCAACACCAACUCCCACUCCGAUCUCUAUGUUACCGUUCAGGCCUGGGCUGGCUCGAAGCCCUUGACCGUCCCCGUACAGACCGCAUACAAACCUUUCCGAUCCGAGCGAAAGUGGAACGAAUGGCUCCAGCUGCCGAUUACGUACGACUCCCUCCCCGCCAACUCCUAUCUUGCUAUAACGGUAUGGGAUCUUUCGCCCACCGGGGGCAAGGGCGCACUCGGCCAUGCGAUUCCGUUCGGUGGUACCACGCUGCCCAUGUUCGACGAAGAGAACCAAGUGCAGAAGGGCCGGCAGAAGUGCCUGGUACAUCGCCAUAAGCACGCUGACGGUACCGAUAACUCGACGACCCCCGCGCUCAACUCAACAAAGAAGAAGUCAAAUUCUCGUAAAGGCCCUGCUCCACCCUUGGAUAAAGAUGCUGAGGAGCUCGAUCGUAUGGAGACUCUGUUCAAGAAGCACGAAAUGGGCGAGAUCCCUCGGGUUGACUGGUUAGACCAAAUGGUCUUCCGGAGCUUCGAGAAGGGAGGUUUGCAGGCUGCAAAGUCAUCCAUGAAAAUGCUUCAGCGCCAGCGGGCUGUUAAUGGAGAGGAAAACACUAAUGGUGGCCAAACGAAGCAUGUCGCAGAAGAUGGCCGUCCGGGUCCCUCAACCUUCUUGCUUAACGUCGAGUUACCGCGCUUUGACUUUCCGGUCGUGUUUGCCGACCACGAAUACGACCCUCCGCCCAUCUCAUCACUUCAGAAUCUCUCAGUUUCUCAGGUCAGCGUCGCCCAGAGACAGCCGCAGGUACAGUACGGCCCAGGCAUCAAUGCCCUCGGCGAGGGCUCUUCAGGCCCUGGUGGACGUCUCGUGAAGGUUUAUGACCCUGAGGUGGGUCACAGGGACAACCCAGCCGAGGCAAAACAUCGACGGCUGUUCCGAAGCUCGCAUCGCCAUGGCAUUCUGGAUAAGGACCUCAAACCAAACGCCAAGGUGCGAGAUGAGCUAAAUCUCAUCAUGUCCUACUCCCCAACCCAUGUCCUCAACCCAGAGGAAACAGAUUUGGUGUGGAAAUUCCGUUACCAUUUAACUCGGGACAAGAGAGCAUUGACCAAGUUCGUCAAAUCGGUAAACUGGAACGACCAGAGCGAAUCGAAACAAGCCAUCCAGGUUCUUGGACGUUGGACUGAGAUUGAUAUUGACGACGCCCUGGAAUUGCUCGGCCCAUUGUUUGACAAUGGGGCGGUGCGUUCCUAUGCUGUGGAGCGACUUCGCAAGGCAGAUGACAAAGAGCUACUCUUGUACCUCCUGCAAUUGGUGCAAGCUCUGAAGUACGAGCAUAUAUCGACAGACUCGACCGAAGAGGGUACUCACGAUUCGUCUCUUGCACGGUUUCUCAUCCAACGAGCAGCUGCCAAUUUCUGUCUUGGAAAUUACUUGCACUGGUAUUUGAUGGUAGAAUGCGAUGAUCGCAGCCCCGAACAGGGACUUGACAACCGCAACAUUUAUCGCAAGGUCGCAUACGAAUUCAUGACAGAGUUGGUGAAGCAGCCAGAUGGUGUUGAGAACCGCAAAACACUCCUACGACAAGCCGAGCUGGUUGCUAUCCUGUCCAGGAUCGCAAAGGAGGUCAAGACAUCCAGUGAGAGCAUUGCCAAAAAGGUCGAUCGGGUUAAACACUUUCUCGCGGACCCAAAGAAUGAACUCCUGGUCAUCGAUCCACCGCUGCCGAUGCCGUUGGACCCUUCGGUUAUGAUCACGGGAGUUGCACCCGACCAAACUACCGUGUUCAAGUCGUCACUGAACCCGUUCAAAUGCACUUUCAAGACCAUAACUGGAAGUGUCUAUCCCGUUAUCUUCAAGCUAGGCGACGAUCUAAGGCAGGAUCAAUUGGUCAUUCAAAUCAUCACCCUGAUGGAUCAACUCCUGCAAAAAGAGAACCUUGACCUUAAGCUCUCGCCUUACAAAAUCUUGGCAACAAGCACAUCUGCUGGAGCCUCGCAGUUCGUCCAGUCUGCGAGCAUAUCCAGCAUUGUGAACAAGUUCAAGGCUAAUCCCGUGUUGGGCUACCUAAAGUACCACAACCCGGAUGACAGACAGCCUCUUGGCGUCCGUCAAGAGACUCUCGACACUUACGUGAGGUCCUGCGCCGGAUACUGUGUCAUCACUUAUAUCCUGGGCGUAGGUGAUCGCCAUCUCGAAAACCUUCUCCUCGCACCCGAUGGCCACUUUUUCCACGCCGAUUUUGGCUUCAUCCUCGGCCGUGACCCCAAGCCCUUUGCGCCGCUUAUGAAGCUGUCCAAGGAGAUGGUUGACUGCAUGGGUGGCGUGCAGUCAGAUCAAUACCAGCAGUUCAAGCAGUACUGUUUCUUAUCCUACACCGCGCUGCGCAAGUCGUCGAACCUUAUUCUUAACCUCUUCAGCCUCAUGGUGGACGCUAAUAUCCCUGACAUCAGACUGGAACCCGACAAGGCGGUUCUCAAGGUCAGGGAACGGUUCCAUCUGGAGAUGAACGAGGAAGAUGCUCUAAGGUACUUUGAGAGGGUUAUUGAAGACACGCAGACGGCGCUUGCACCGGUGGUGCUUGACAAGAUACACGAAUGGGCCCAGGCAUUCCGAGCUUAGCAUAUGAAGUUACCUGAAUGGUUUGGAGUUUUUUGUGGAUAUAAGGAUACGCUGCCAUCAUAGAGUAAUUCAUGCUAUGACAAUAGCCUUGCAAUUGUGAAUGCGGCCUACUGAUUCGUUGUGUACCAACUUGCUUGAGCCAUUGCGAUGGGCUCAGCCAGUAAUGACCCCAGAAGGGUUCUCAUAUUGGCGAAGGAAAUAUGGGACCGUCUCCAUGGUCAUCUUUACCUGCAAACUUCAUUGAUCUUGCAGAUCUAACCUAUCUGUCGUUCUCCAUAUAGAUAUGUUAAACAACCCGUCUAGACUAGGUCGUAGUGCAACCAGGUUAUGCCAAACUC
Ilyonectria robusta is the source of this 3335-nucleotide messenger RNA. RefSeq names its product kinase-like domain-containing protein. Gene Ontology annotation, cellular component: membrane; phosphatidylinositol 3-kinase complex, class III, type I; phosphatidylinositol 3-kinase complex, class III, type II. The record is from RefSeq and is a predicted model, not a curated record. Gene Ontology annotation, biological process: autophagy of peroxisome; phosphatidylinositol-mediated signaling; autophagosome assembly. The coding region runs from base 238 to 2997 and encodes 919 amino acids. The transcript has 4 exons. Lineage: Eukaryota; Fungi; Ascomycota; Sordariomycetes; Hypocreales; Nectriaceae. Gene Ontology annotation, molecular function: 1-phosphatidylinositol-3-kinase activity.